Rhododendron vialii is the source of this 875-nucleotide messenger RNA. RefSeq lists its product as uncharacterized. Gene Ontology annotation, cellular component: oligosaccharyltransferase complex. The transcript has a single exon. Lineage: Eukaryota; Viridiplantae; Streptophyta; Magnoliopsida; Ericales; Ericaceae. The record is from RefSeq and is a predicted model, not a curated record. The coding region runs from base 155 to 694 and encodes 179 amino acids.
ACUUUUUCCAAAACAGCUCUUAGGAGUAGUCUUUCCAAAGAGAGAAGUAUUUCCAAACAGAACCUAAACCCCAACGACAACGUCUCCAGUCUUCACCGAGAGACAUAGAUCUCGCCCUCUCUGUUUCACUGAAACUUCAGUGAAUCAAUCAAAAAUGGCCCCAAGACAAGACCCCCAAACAACCAUCCCAACCCCAGAUCAAACCACCACAGCCACGGACUCCUCCGCCUCCUCCAUCGACCCGCUCCUCCACCUCCUCUCCCUCCUCCCCGACUCCUUCCUCCGCCCUCCCCGCCUCCGCCUCAAGCUCCCCUCCCUCACCCUCCCCUCCCCCUUCACCGUCUUCUCCCUCCUCCUCCUCACCUACUUCGUCAUCGUCUCCGGCAUCGUCUACGACGUCAUCGUCGAGCCCCCCGGCAUCGGAUCCACCCAGGACCGCCACACCGGCGCCGUCAAGCCCGUCGUCUUCCUCCCCGGCCGCGUCAACGGCCAGUACAUCAUCGAGGGCCUCUCCUCGGGCUUCAUGUUCGUCCUCGGCGGGAUGGGGAUCGUGCUGCUGGAUCUGGCCUUGGAUAAGAACCGGGCCAGGAGCGUCAAGGUGUCGUUUGCUUCGGCCGGGGUGGCCUCCAUCGUGAUCGGUUAUGUUAUGAGUAUGCUCUUUCUUCGCAUUAAGAUCCCUGCUUAUCUGAGAUGAAUUUGUCUUGUGGGUUUUUCUUUUCGAUACCCUUUUGGGCGGAGUUUAUUUAUCUUUGACCUUUUUAAUUUUGAGGUGUUUUUUUUCGAGUAGAUGUUUCCAUUUUGGAAGUGAAUUUUACGGGUUUGUUUUUUGUUAGACCUUGAGUUUUAUGGAUAAUGCGAAUUUUAAUUCAUGAUUA